This is a messenger RNA of Vigna unguiculata (cowpea), 1407 nucleotides long. It is a transcript of the gene FSD3, whose product is annotated as Fe superoxide dismutase 3. Gene Ontology annotation, cellular component: chloroplast nucleoid. Gene Ontology annotation, biological process: superoxide metabolic process. NCBI's taxonomy places the organism in Eukaryota, Viridiplantae, Streptophyta, Magnoliopsida, Fabales, Fabaceae. Gene Ontology annotation, molecular function: metal ion binding; superoxide dismutase activity. The record is from RefSeq and is a predicted model, not a curated record.
UGAAACCCGAAUAGGUGUUGUGUUGAUUACCUUAUCUGGCCAUUAGUUCAUUACAUUAUUCCCGUUCCUCUUUUUUUUUUCUUCUGUCUCUCUUCGCAUUCCAAUUCAAAUACUUAUUAACUCACUCUCGAGGGCCUUCAGAAGCCAGCACACCCAUUCAAACCCAAUCCUCACUGUCCUUCUGCUUCUUUUAUUUUCCAUCACACUAACUAAAGAUAUCUCAUUCUUGUUUCUUCUCUCGGGCUUACCGAUGAAUUGAUAUUCUGAUGUAAAUGCUAGGGAAUAAAGUAGCGAUGGCUUCCUGUUAUUUCAAUCCUAUCUCUACUAGCCCUCAUCUCGUUUCAGCAAACUUAUCUAGAAAGUUCAAGAUUCCAAAGCUUCUUCACAGACAGAAAAAGAGGUUUGAUGGCUCACCCAGAUCCUCAAAAAUCACUUCAUUUUACGGCUUGAAGACCCCUCCUUAUGAACUUGAUGCCUUAGAGCCGCAUAUGAGUAAGAAGACAAUUGACAAGCAUUGGGGUGAAUAUCAUCGGAGUCUUAUAGAAGGGUUGAACAAACAGUUAGAGAAGGAUGAUAUACUAUAUGGUUACACCAUGGAUGAACUAGUCAAAGUGACAUACAACAGUGGAAAUCCUUUCCCUGAAUUCAACAAUGCAGCUGAGGUUUGGAACCAUGAUUUCUUUUGGGAAUCCAUGCAACCAGGAGGGGGUGAUAUGCCCAAACUAGGUCUCCUUCAACAGAUCGAAAAGGAUUUUGGAUCAUUUACGAAUUUUCGAGAGAAAUUUGUAGAAGCUGCCCUCACAUUAUUUGGUUCUGGUUGGGUUUGGCUAGUUUUGAAAAGAGAAGAGAAAAGACUGGAGAUAGUCAAAACUUCAAAUGCCAUUUGUCCAAUUGUGUGGAAUGACAUACCACUUAUCAAUUUGGAUUUGUGGGAGCAUGCAUACUACUUGGAUUACAGGAAUGAUAGAGCAAAGUAUGUGGAUGUAUUUUUGAACCACCUUGUAUCUUGGGAAGCUGCAGCAGCCCGAUUGACUUUUGCAGAGGCUUUUGUAAACUUGGGAGAACCAAAAAUUCCUAUUGCAUGAAAAUAUUGAAAUGCUUAAUGAUUACAGUGGUAUUAGCUACGGCCAUGUGGCUUCCUAGGUGGAGUUGGUGAAGGAAUGAGUUUGUUUCAGUCAUCAUUUACAAAUUUAAUAGUGCCCCAUGUGCGUCUUUCUGGUUGUCAAAUUUUGCAGUGUUUAGGAUUGAGGACAACUUGCCGUUGGGGGAGAUCUAGUUAAGAGUAGGCAAGUAUUUCAGUGUAUAACAAUAGAGAAAAACAAGCAUGAUCUUGGACUGAUUAUAGUCUUAUUGUAUGAAAGUAUGAAUGUUAUAAUCAAUGUGGCAAGAGGCUAUUAAAUCUUGAAA